Messenger RNA from Thecamonas trahens ATCC 50062, 4256 nucleotides. Its product is annotated as C2 domain-containing protein. The transcript has a single exon. The record is from RefSeq and is a predicted model, not a curated record. Lineage: Eukaryota; Apusomonadida; Apusomonadidae. Gene Ontology annotation, biological process: regulation of GTPase activity. Bases 1536 to 4241 code for a protein of 901 amino acids.
CCGACGACAACGUUCGCUCCGCAGGCCGUCCGCGACUCGUCGGUGGUGGCACUAUGGGAGUUCCUGGAGGGCUCUGGUUUGACGACGGCCGACACGUCUGGCCGAGCGCCUUCCCUUGAUCUGACUCUCGCUCCGUCGGUCACCUGGGAGCCGUCGACCCGCGGCCUCCGUAUCGACGCGUCGGCGGGUGGUGCUGACGGCCUCACAGGCGCGGCAGCGUCGCCCGGGGUGGAGAAGAUCAUGGCGUCAACCGAGAACGACUACGGCUGGAACUACACCACCGAGGUCUGGUCGUGGCCCACGGCGUUCCCGCCGAACAACGGCUGGCACACCCUGUUCCAGCUCUGUAACUCGGCCCACGACAACGACCGCCUCGACCUUCUCCCGCCGUGCAUGCGCCAGGCCCUGUACCACGGCGCAGGCGUCAACGUCUCGCAUGCUUUCUCUUGGCAGCUCAUGUUUGAGGAGGUGGUUGCCGGCUCGUUCAUCAACAAGCAGGCGCUCGGCUUUUCCAAGGCCGAGGCCCCCGUUCCGGGCCUCCGCCACUCGGUCGCCCGCUACUCCGUGACCACGCCGGCGCCGUUUGGCGAGCUCGGCCCGGGCUAUGCCCUCGGCCAAAUCUUCAUCAAUGGUGCAGAGGUUUCCGGCUCGGUUGCUGGCUCACGCGAGACCCAGGGCCUUCCCAUCAACGCGUGGGAGACCAUUGCGCCCAAGGCCCCGCACUCGUGGCGCGCCCAUUCGGCCGCCAACCGAACCUUUACCAUCGGCUACUCGCUGGACAACUCGGGCGCCAUCCACCCGAGCGCAGGCUACAAGGGCGCCAUCUACAUGAUUGCCCUCUACGACCGCGCCCUCACCGACGCCGAGAUCGCCGCAAACUACCUCGCCGGCCCGCCCACCGUCGCCCCGUCGACCCUCGCUCCGCCUCCCGGCCCGGCCCCGUCGACCGCUGAAAACGUCAACGCCUCGCUCACCUUUCCGGGCUCAGACGCCGACACCGUCUUUGGGUGGGACUCGGGCCUCUCGGCCCGCAUCGAUUCCAUCUCGGUCUCGUCGCCCAUCGCCUCGUUCUUCCCCAGCAAUGCUGUCGGCAAGUUCUACGACGGCAAUGACGUCGAGGUCAUCGCCGCCGCGCCGACCUCGUUUGCCACGGCCCUUGCUCCUGGCGGUCCGACCGUCACUUUUGUCCCGGCUACCGGCUUUACGGCUCGGUCACCGUCAACUACCGCAGCGUCGACUCGCGCCGCGCCGUAGCGCCCUCGGCCUCCUCUCUGGUGCUCACCGUCACCAAUGUCGAGCACGCUCCGGUCGCUGUUGCCUCGGGCGCCUCCACCUUUGCCGGAGCCCCGGUCGUUGUCGUCCUCUCUGGAACUGACCUUGAUCCCGAGUCGCUCCUCUCGCCCACCGUCACCCAGCUGCCCGACGCCAACCUCUAUGGCACCCUGGCCAAGCUCGAUGGCGAGCCGGUCAUUGCCAACCAGAUCAUUCCCACCGCCACCCGCCUGGGCUCGGUCCGCUUCACCCCGCGCGCCUCGAUGGCACUGCUCUCGCAGGUCCCCUCGGUUACCGCAACCUUCAAAUUUACCCUCACCGACUCGCUGACCGCGGUUGUCUCCAACGAGGCCACCGCCACUGUCACCAUCCUUAACAAUGCCCACGCCACCACGGCGUCGUACGCUAUUGUGGAGGACACUCGCACCCGUGUCGUCCUCGCCGGCACCGACGACGUCUCGGCAGCCGCCCUCUCAUUCCGCAUCGUCCAGCUGCCCGCCGCAGGCACCCUCUACUUUGCCGGCACCGACAUUCCCGUCAGUGCCGGCGACAUGGUGCCUGUCGCCGACGCCGGCGCGGUCGACUACCAGCCCGGCGCGGACUUUGUCGGCGUUGACAUCCUCAAGUUCACCGCGACCUCGGCGGUCUCGCUGGCCGAGUCGGUCCCGGCCGUUGCUUCGUUUAACGUCUCCAACGUCAACGACGCGCCACGCCCGCAGAACGCGCGUGUCGAGUUCUUCGCUCUCGACCUCAACUCCACCUUUGCGCUCCCGGUGGUCGAGGUCGACGGCGACGUCAUCACCGUCUCUGUCACCGCCAUCCCGCAGGCCUCGAUUGUCGCUCUCUCGCAGACAGCCUCUGCCGGCGGCGCCGACAUCACCGCCAUGCCCACCAUUGUGACCGACGCCCUGCGCCGUGUCGUUGCCCAUGCCGUCGCCCCGACCCAGAGCUCGACCCAGGGCUACGCCGCGGAAAUCACCUUUACCGCCGUCGAUCCCUACGGCCUGGUCGGCACGCCUGCCGUCGUCACCGUCUUUGUCAAGCACUCGUUCUUUGCUGCCAACGUGACGGCAACCACCGCCGAGGACACGCCGACGACAGUCUCCCUCGCCACCCAGGACUACUUUGGCCGCGCCUACGCCGUCUACCUCCGUUCGCUCCCGGACCCGGCCACGGUCGGUACGCUGCGCCUUGUCGGCUCGACAGAGGCUAUCACCCAGGCUCAGCUCCCGCUUGUCCUCACGCCCGCCACCGCUGGUACCGCCGUCACCCUCAUUGAGUUUGUGCCCGCCCGCGACGCUGUCGUCCCGCUCACGUCGUUCGAGUACGAGAUCCGCGACACCGAGGGCCGCGGCGAGGUUGUGGUCGGCACCGUCUUUGUGUCGACGACGGCUGUGCCCGACCCGCCGCGGGUCGAGCUGACCAACCCGAGCGAGACGCUCGAGAUCGCUGAUGGCGCCGUGCUUGAGAUCACCACCCUCGUGGUCGCCGAAGUCGACGACCCGAACGCCAUCGUGAGCGUCAACGUGACUGCUGUCGGGACCGGGCUCGUCGCUGGCUCGGGCCCGCUCGACUCGGUCACCUUUGCCAAGACGCUCACUCUCUCGGGCACGUCGGCCGAGAUCGCGGCGCAGCUCCUCGCGCCGCUGCGGUUCAAGUCGGGUCCGGAGCAACGGGUCCGGGAAGCGACAGCGUUUGAGGUCCAGGUCUCAGCGCAGGCGCAGGGCGAGGAGUCCAAGCUCUCGCUCUUUGUCAACGUUCUACCUGUGCCCGACCCAUCGGGUGUCUCGCUCGACGGCUCGCUCGUCGCCGCCGUCGCGGCAGCAGCCUGCACGGCGCUGCUCUUUGGCGCUGUCGGCGCCUUUAUCCUCUACCGGCGGCAAGAGUCGGAACCGAAGCUCCCGCCACCGCCUCAGUUUACGCCGUUCAUCUACGACGAGAACCGGCUAGUGUCGUCGGCCGAGGCCACGGGCGUCCGUGCGCCGGUCUCGAUGACCACUGAGUUUACCGAGCUCGUUGUGGCCCGCGGCCAGGGCCUGGUCUACGCACUGUUCGAGGUUUCGGCCGAGGCCGACAUUGACGACGUGUGCGAGCGGCUGGUGUUCGUGUAUGAGGGCCAUGGGCGGGCGUCAGCGCCCGACCUCGUCGCCUGCAUUGCCCAGCGUGAGAUCCAGAUGGCGGCAUCGUCGGUGACCCUCUUCCGGUCCAACUCGCGGGCGUGCAAGCUGUACUCAGUCUACGCCAAGGUCGUUGGCCUCCCGUACCUCUACGCCACGCUCGGCCCGCUGUUUGUGCAGCUUGUGGAGCAAGAUGGAUCGAUCGAGGUCGCCCCCGAAAAGGUGCGUAAGUCCAAGAGUGGCUCGGUCGACGUCACCGUCAACAAGUGGCGCCUUCUCGUGGUGGCCCAGAAGUUCUUCAAGGCCAUUACCGAGUCGGUCGACGCCGUGCCGUACGAGCUCCGCCAGCUGGCCCAGACUCUUUGGCACGAGAUGGGCAAGCCGUCGGCGUUCCCGGAGCGCCGGUCGAUUGCCCUUGGCACCUUCUUUUUCAUCCGCUUCAUUUGCCCGGCUAUCGCCCAGCCCGAGGCCUACGGUCUCGUCCGCGAAGUCCCCUCGUCGGACCUCCGCCGCCUCCUCGUCCUCGUCGCCAAGACGCUGCAGAACCUGGCCAACGGCACUAUGUUCGUCGAGAAAGAGCUUGACGCCAUGAACGUCUUCAUCGACUCGAACCAGGAGAAAAUGGGCAACUUUCUGGCCGCCGUCGCCGGCACCGGCGGCGGUGCCGUCGGCACUGGCGUCCCAGUCCCGGCCCCGGUCUACGACGCCUCGGUCGCCUGGCUCUACGCCCACACCCAGGCUCUCCACGCCGACCUCCAUCUGCUCCUCUCCGGUGUUCAGGUCGAGGGCGCACGCGAACUUGAUCAGGCCCUCAUCCGCGUCCUGCCGCGAGCACCAACCAUGUCUGUCUAAACGCCAUUGUCGGUG